AGACUACAACAUGAACAUCUCACACACAAGACCAGCAAAAACAACCAACUAAUGAACAAAAUGAAAACGAGGCUUGAAACGCAAGCAGUACUCUCGCAUUGAAUCUCGCGAGAUUCUGUCAGUGCAAACAUGGCUGGUUUAGGUUUACUGCAUCGUACGGCUCAGGGGGUGUUUAAAGGGUUUCCCCGCUCUUUGGUUACUGCUCAGUUGCUAUCUCAUAGAUUGAAAUCUUCUAAGGCAGAUGCAUUGGCUCACGUACCUAGGGAAGGCACGGUGCAUGCGCCAUUGGAAACAUUCACGGAUGAAGAAAUCAUGAUGAAAGACUUAGUAAAAAAGUUUGCACAGGACCAGAUCGCCCCGCUUGUAAAAAGCAUGGAUAACAAUUCUAAAAUGGAAGACUCUGUGAUUCGAGGACUGUUUAAACUUGGGCUUAUGGGCAUAGAAGUGGAUCCACAGUAUGGAGGGACUGGAGCAUCUUUCUUCUCAGCCAUUCUUGUGAUAGAGGAAUUGGCCAAGGUGGACCCAUCUGUAUCUAUCAUGUGUGAUAUUCAGAACACCCUCAUCAAUGCCAUGUUCCACAGAUUGGGAACAGAGGCACAGAGGGAAACCUACCUCCCCAGGUUGUGCCAAGACAUGAUUGGCAGUUUCUGUCUGUCUGAGGCUGGGUCUGGAAGUGAUGCCUUCUCCCUGAGAACAAGUGCAGAAAAGCAGAAGGAUUAUUACGUUAUUAAUGGCUCCAAGAUGUGGAUCAGUAAUUCUGAGCAGGCCGGCGUCUUUCUUGUUAUGGCAAAUGCUAAUCCCUCUGAUGGAUACAAAGGUAUCACCUGCUUCAUCGUCCCCAGGGAGACGGAGGGACUUCACAUCGGCAAGAAGGAGGAUAAGCUAGGGCUAAGGGCUUCUUCUACUUGCACGGUGAAUUUUGAUAAUGUGAAGGUCCCAGAGACAAGUGUGCUGGGGCAUGUUGGGCAGGGCUAUAAAUAUGCCAUAGGGAUGCUGAAUGAGGGACGGAUUGGAAUAGCUGCACAGAUGCUGGGCUUAGCUCAGGGAUGUUUUGACCAUACUAUCCCUUACACCAAGCAGAGAACUCAGUUUGGGAAGAGAAUUUUUGAUUUCCAGGGCAUGCAGCAUCAGAUCUCACACGUAGCUACACAACUUGAAGCAGCACGACUUCUGACCUAUAAUGCAGCAAGACUGCGGGAAGCCGGGAGACCCUUUAAAAAGGAGGCCUGCAUGGCCAAAUAUUUCUCAUCAGAGGUGGCGUCAUUAACUACUAGCAAAUGCCUGGAAUGGAUGGGGGGUGUUGGAUUCACCAAAGACUACCCAAUAGAAAAAUACUACAGAGAUGUCAAAAUUGGUACCAUUUACGAGGGCACUUCUAACAUACAGCUUAGCACAAUUGCCAAGUUCAUCGAGCAGGAGUACUGAGCGUGCGUUCAUUCUGUCAAUCCAAAAAUCUUACGUGGACUGGCUCAUAAGUACAUAGUUUCCAGCACUACCAAUGAUUCAGAUUACUGAGUUAUCUACAUUUUGAAAUAAUCACAAUUUUCUUUAUGACGAUUGAAGUAAGCACUAUGAUUGUAUGGUCAGCAGACGUUUUCCUCUGUCACAGCACUACAACAGUUUAGUCUCUAUCUAUACCUGAAGCUAUUUCUUCAUCCUCUGAUAUUCUGUCUGUUAGGACCCAUAGCGGUGAAAGUAAAAGAGAGUAUAUAACAGGAGAGUUGUUACAGAACAUAUACGGUUAGGAAAAUGAUUAUCUAACUCGCAUUGCACCUUGAUAAAAGAAAUACAAUGGCGGCAAAUCUUUACCUAUUAUUAUGUGAAAAUUGAAAAUAUAAUUGAUGCAUGUUUAUUAAAAAUAUAUUUUAUUAUUAGAUCAGAGGUCUGUAUCACUUACUUUUGCUAAAGGGUCAUGAAACCCAAAUUUUCUCUUUCAUGAUUCAGAUAGAGCAUGUGAUGUUAAACAAUUUUCCCAUGUACUCCUAAUAUCAAAUUUUGUUUUGUUCAUUUGGUAUCCUUUGUUGAAAAUUAUAACCUAUGUAGACUCAGGAGCUGCUGAUUGGUGGCUGCACAUAUAUGCCUCAUGUAACUGGCUAAUCCGAUGUGUUCAGCUAGCUCCCAGUAGUGCAUUGCUGCUUCUUCAACAAAGGAUACAAAGAGAAUCAAGCAAAUUAGAUAAUAGAGGUACAUUGGAAAGUUUUUUAAAAACUGAAUUCUCCAUUUGAAUUAUAAAAGAAAAAUGUUAGGUUUCUGCUCUUUCUGCAAUAUUAGCCCAUUCAACUGGGUUGUGGUUUUAAAGCAAAAAUAGCAAUUUUAUUUACAAAAAUAAACCCAAAGAAACAAACUUCCAUGCAUAUAAUUAUCUGUAGCUGGUUUAACAAGUCCCUGGAAACCAAUUUUAGAGUACAGUGCCCCUUAACAUAGUGCUCUUUUACACGCAUGCUAUUUUUUUGUCCGUUUAAUGCCGCUUUAGCAAGAGCUACUUGGCUUAUGGUUUUCGCUACAUAGCAGACAUCAUUAUAUAGGUGUAGGGGAAGAGAGGGAGACACUAUAGGUAUCUAAACAAUGCUGAAGGCAGAGAAAAACAGCUGUAGCAUUUUAUGCACAGCACCUUCGCAAGGUUAACAUUGGCAAGUAAAAAAUAUUUGCAGAUUAUAUAUUUUAAAAACUUUGAGUAUAAUAUUGUUUCUUCAAGAUGCUCUAAUUGGUCAGGAAGGAAUCUCAGAGAGCAGGCUACAACUUGCGUCUUUAUGGAAUAGUUUGGUAACUUUAGCAUAAGUAAGAAAACAAAAAAAAUCCUGUCUGUUACAUAAAUAGAUUUACAUUGGUCACUUGUGAAUAAAAAAAAUAUUUUUAAAAUAACUCUUACCUGUACACAGGACAUUAAAAAAGACUGACUUUAUGCAGUAUGAAAAAAUAAAAACAUUUCUAUCUAUA
Messenger RNA from Bombina bombina (fire-bellied toad), 2937 nucleotides. It is a transcript of the gene ACADSB, whose product is annotated as acyl-CoA dehydrogenase short/branched chain. The transcript is spliced from 11 exons. The record is from RefSeq and is a predicted model, not a curated record. Gene Ontology annotation, molecular function: acyl-CoA dehydrogenase activity; flavin adenine dinucleotide binding. Lineage: Eukaryota; Metazoa; Chordata; Amphibia; Anura; Bombinatoridae. Gene Ontology annotation, cellular component: mitochondrion. Bases 130 to 1425 code for a protein of 431 amino acids.